Scomber scombrus (Atlantic mackerel) is the source of this 2181-nucleotide messenger RNA. It is a transcript of the gene rab30, whose product is annotated as RAB30, member RAS oncogene family. Gene Ontology annotation, cellular component: trans-Golgi network. The transcript has 5 exons. NCBI's taxonomy places the organism in Eukaryota, Metazoa, Chordata, Actinopteri, Scombriformes, Scombridae. Gene Ontology annotation, molecular function: GTPase activity; GTP binding. The record is from RefSeq and is a predicted model, not a curated record. Gene Ontology annotation, biological process: Rab protein signal transduction. The coding region runs from base 116 to 727 and encodes 203 amino acids.
UACACAGCCAGAGGAAUUAUGCUCUGCCCUGCUCAGGCUUUGCCUAUUUGAUGAGGUGACCUAUGCAUACCAAGUAGUUCAAAGUCCGGGGAUAUCCCCGGUUUUUUUGUUUAGCAUGAGUAUGGAAGAUUAUGAUUACCUGUUCAAAAUAGUUCUGAUAGGAAAUGCUGGAGUGGGAAAGACAUGUCUCGUCCGGCGCUUUACUCAGGGCCUUUUUCCACCUGGACAAGGGGCUACAAUUGGAGUAGAUUUCAUGAUUAAAACUGUGGAAAUCAAAGGGGAGAAGGUCAAGCUUCAGAUAUGGGACACAGCUGGACAGGAGAGAUUUCGCUCCAUUACUCAGAGUUAUUACCGUAGUGCCAAUGCCCUCAUUCUUACGUAUGACAUUACCUGUGAGGACUCCUUCAGGUGCCUUCCCGAGUGGCUGAGAGAGAUUGAGCAGUAUGCCAACAACCAAGUGGUGACUAUAUUAGUCGGUAAUAAAAUAGAUCUGGCAGAGAAGAGAGAGGUUCUCCGACAGAGGGCUGAAGACUUCGCUGACGCUCAGAGCAUGCUCUAUCUGGAGACCUCAGCCAAAGAGUCCGACAAUGUUGAGAAACUUUUCCUCGAUCUGGCCUGCGAACUCAUUCGAGAGGCCAAGCAGAACAAGCUGGACAACAAUGACACUGCCCCAAUGCCCGGUGAGGGUAAAACCAUCAGUUACUUGAGCUGCUGCAACCUCAAUUAGAGAGAGCUCAGCAAUUCUGCAGUGGUAACUCAGUAGCCAUUGACUGUAGAGGGCAGAUGGCCGAGCCCCAAUGCCUCCGUCCCUCUAAGAUGGCAUAAAGCCACUUCUUAGUCCAUUCAUUUCUAGUCCCAUGCCUUUUUUAAGCUGUACAAGGGAGUUAGUCAACAUUAGUUUGGCCUUCCAUGAACAAGCAUUUUAAGAUGCUGCCAUUAUGGAGAACAUUGUCUUCAAUGCAACAGGAUGUAAAGUAUGUCUGCCUAAUGCAUCCAGGAAUCUGAGUAGGGCUCCAUUUUUCCCUUUUUCAUGGUGAAAUGGCAUAAUCUCCCUGUUUGGGUUUUAGGAUCCAUUUCCAUUAAACAUCAGUAUUCACCAGCAGUAUUAUGUGAGCAAAAAGCUCAACCAGGUAUUUUGUUACAGAUUCAGUAUAGCUGACCACAUGUUUCAUGAUCAUUGGAUGUUAUCACUUAAUGGUAACAAUAUGUUUACAUACAGUACAUUUUUGAAAUGACCAAGUCUGAUGAAAUUGCAAAAAGGUUUUUUUUGCAAACUUACACUAAAAUCCAUUGCACAAUCAUUUUAUUCCCCACCACAGUUUUUUCUGCUCUGAGAAUUGCAUAGUGUUAUUAACCUUCAUAAUGUCAUUUCUGAGUAGUUGUUUGCACCUGUCAUUACAAACUGUGAAAUAUUUGUUACCAAUAGAAGAUUUUUACUUGCUGCUACAAUAUGUUUUUUGUCAGAUAAUGUAAACUGAAACACCUAUAAAUACUACAUUGAAACAGCAUUCUGUAACGCCGUUAUUUUUUCAGCUUACUUGCAGUGCUUGCGAUUAGCAGUUGUAAUACGACGCAGCUGAAAGGGCCUCUGAAACUGUCAGUCAAAAGUAGAUAUUAAACAAUUUAAUCAACUGACAUUUUUAUUCGACUAUCAGCUGUUUCUUUUACCCAUAGACGUGAAUAUUUCUGCCUUUUGUUGUUGCUGCCUAGCCAUGAAACUGUAUCACUUCUUAUUUGUUUGAAGGGGUAUGUUCAUGUAGUUUCGUAAAUGACUUGUUGUAUUUCAUAUGCUUUUUGUGAACUUUAUUGAUUGUCCAGCAUGUUUUGCCAUAAUUUGUAGUGGUCAAACUUUAUCUUUCAUAUAGUUGCCAUAACUGUAAUGUACUGUAUUGCACAAUGCCAUAUACUGCACACUUAUUUUUAUUGUAACAUUUUGUCUUUUGUUGUACAAACUUGUAGGACAUCUUGGCACUUUGCUUUUAUAUUUUGUUUUUCCUUUGUAAAACUGGCGAGCCUUUUGAUGUGGCUAUUACCUUAGAUUUAACAGCAGUUACUCUUUGUCAAUCCAUUGGAUCUUCUUGUUAACACAAUAGGAAAACACUAUGGGGGGUGUCGUGUUUCUUUCCCUUUAUGUGUACAAAUUAAUCCCUACAACUACUCUGUAUAACAUUAAAUAAUUAC